UGGAGCAGUCGUUUUGGGGCCGACACCGCGUCGUGGUCGUCGCUGGCGGAGGGACACAUAUACUCGCAUAUAGAGUUUAUUCGCGGAUCCAUAUAGUAUACGCCUCGGUGGAAUAGAUGGGGAACAUUCUUGUUAAAAGUGCUAAUAAAUUGACUGCGGCAGCGUUAUGAAAUUCGAAAGGGUUCGGCGUGCGAAUUGCGGCUGCCAUUUGUGAUAAAUCCCGAACUGCGGAAGAUAGUGCUUAAAUAAACCCCCCCCCAGCAUUCCCUCGAGUGUUGUGCCGUGCAAUUAGAUGUACAUAAAUUGGCGGAGGGGGGACUCCGAUUCACAAUCUGCGAACCCACUCUCGCACCCACCGGAGAGCUGGAUCGAGGCGAUAGAACACAAAUUUUAAAGCCGACUAUCAACAAGUUGAGGCAGAGAGUUCACAGCUUUUAGAGUGCUCUUGAUUUCUUGUUGUGACUUUUGAGAUUUGGGGAAAAUUGUGCAUCUGAAAUCGUGAAGCCGGCUCUUCAAGCACAAUGCGUCGGAAAAAAGUGGAAUACCGUGUGAAGCAGACGCCGACGCGACCGCUGCAGAUGGCCGGCCGGAUUGGGGCCCUCGAGGAGGACAUGCCGCCAGAGGAUGAGCUGACGGCCCACUAUGAGGCGUUCGGCACCACGCCACCCCGCACUAGGCUCAAAAUCAAAAACCGCGACUGGGAACGCAAGCAGAAGGUGGCCAAUGUGGCGGCUUCCACAGACUUACCGGCCAGUGCCAGUGGCACCCCCAAGAAGGGCAUGACUAGGAUGGCCCGCUCCCGUGUCCUGCGGCGCAACACCAUGGACUGUGCUCUCCUCAACGAAAUGUUCGUAAACGAGGAGAACAAGCGGACGGACAAGCGGUUGCAGUCCCUUCUCCGCGACUCGGAGAGGGAGAUGAAGAAUUCGCUGGCCACGACGGCCGUGGCGCCGCCCCGUGGCAACAGCUUCCAUGAGACUGCCAAUCCGCUCGAGUCGCUGGAUAAGAUCAUGCCUCUCAGUUCGGACAAUGCGCCUCCCAUCCCGCUGCGCAUCGCCUCCAAGGUGGUGGAGAGCUGUAAUCGGUAUCGCUGCGUGUCGUCGCGCCCCAUUGGCUACCGAUCCUCUGCUCCUCCGCUGGCUUUUGCCGCCCAACUGCCAGCAGGCUUGCUGAGGCCCGAUGGGAGAGCCUCCGCUGGACUGGGAAAACGCAAGGACUUCCAUGAGACGUUCGCCAAUCUGAUCAAGCUAGGCAGUGUCGACCGGCAGGAUGCCAAGCCCUCCCAGGAGGAGCACACCUGGCAAACGGAGCUCAAGGAUCUCAUCUGGCUGGAGUUGCAGGCUUGGCAGGCUGAUCGAACUGUCGAGCAGCAGGACAAGUAUUUGUUUGAGGCACGUCAGGGUGUCUCCGAUCUGCUCACUCAGAUCAUCAGCUACAAGUUCCAGCCACGAUAUCGUCGGGAGCCGAGCCUAAUCAGCCUGGAUAGUGGAAUUCACUCCGACAGCAAUUCCAAUGCCAGCUCUCCUCUGCCCAGCAAACUGUGCCAGGGCUGCUUGUCCUUGUACUGCAAGGACUGCAUGGACAACCAGGAGUUGGCUUUGCGCGAGGUGGAGGGCAUGCUGACACGGUUGGAGGCAGCGGAGGCUCUGUAUCCCUCUUCUCAGGCCAUGGGAGCACUGCAUCCCAUCUACAAGUCGCAGAGCUUCGUGGGGCGCAUAAAGUCCAUGUGCCUCUGGUACAAUAUUACGAAGCAGAACAAGCUCAAGCUCAGUAUUUUGGGCAAAAUCCUGGCCAGGCUGCAGGAUGAGAAGUUUUCUUGGCCAGUUUGCACUUCAUCCUACAUCGCCUCCGACAGCGGCAACUCGUCUGCCUCAGGUGUGGAGAACGACGAUUCGGCAGUCAACUCGAUGGACUCCUCCAAGCCGCCCAGCGUUGCAGGAUCAGUUUCGCGCAAAGGUUGCCGCAACGGAAGCGUAACAGCCUGCCACAAAGUGCAGUUUAUGCUGAACGAUGAGACGCAUGUGCCUGGAGAGACCUCCAGUAGCAAUGAAUCCACUUCCACGGAGAUUAGCCAGCUGUCGAGCGAGUGCUCGCACGGGCAGUUGCGCAAGGGUUCCAUGCAUGACAUCAACAUCUUCAGUGUGGAGCCGUUGGGCACGUGCAGCAACGACGGCAGUGGAGAACAGUCAUCCGCUCUGUACCGCAAGUUCAUCGAAAAUGUAUUAAAGAGCCGAGGACUGGCCAAGUCCUUGGCCUUCCUCCACAAGCUACACAACGUGGCUCUGUACAAGGCACACAUUGCUCUGGAAAAGCCCGGAAUCGACGACUUCGACACCGAAUCGGAUGCCGAGUCAAUUGAAGAGGAUGUGCCACGGCUGGAUCCGCAGAUCAGUCGCGAGCAGGUUGUGGAGCUGCGCACCUACGGCUACUGGAGCGAGGAGGCGCAGUCCAUCAAUUUGCCGUCUUACAUUCCAACCUUUGUGUUUCUGAGCGGCAUUCCCUUGCAAUUCAUGCACGAGUUCCUGCGCAUGCGCCUGGAAACGCGACCAGUCCGACCAAAUCCCCUGAGUCUGGAGCAGCUGAUGAAGGAGCUGCGGGAGGGCCUGACACUGGCAUUGACUCAUCGGGAGCGCUAUCAGCGUCACAUCACCACGGCCCUGGUGGAGAAUGAGGCGGAGCUGGGCAGUUACAUUAGCAUUUUGAAUCACUAUGAUGCCACCGUUAGGAAAACGUUCGAGUUGUAUCUGGACUAUAUCGAUCAGUUGGUUCUGGUGGCUGUUCCCGAGGGAAACCAGAAGUCUGUGCUGGAGAAGGAGUGGAUGUUCACGAAACUAAUCAGUCCAAUGAUAACCGGAAUGCACACUCUGGCCUCGCAGAAGUUCUGUGGGAUCAUCAGCAAGUUGUUGCGAAAUAUCUCAGAGCGCCUGGUCAAAAGAACCGAGGAGCUGGACAAGCAGAUCGAGGUCACCGCUGACAGCGAUGACAGCGAGGAGGUCAAGUGGCAACUGCUGACCAUAUGCCGGGAGACCCAACAGCUGCUAACCGUUGAAAGGGAGCGCUCCAUCAAGGUUCUGUUCUUUGCCAAGACCUUCUGUCGGGACGUCGAGACGACGGACUUCCAUAGGGAGCACUAUGAGCACGAUGUGGCCAACCAUCAACACGAUUUCAUCUGCUCGGAUGUAAAAGCGGCGUUUAAACUCUUACAGCACGAUGUCCUGGAGGUGCGCAACAAACUGACGUCCAUCAUCCUUGGCGUUCAAAACCGCUGCUGCCUCAGCAACAUGCGAGACCUCGAUGAGCAGGACAAGCUGGCGGUGUUGUCGCGAUCGCGCGAAAUUCUGCACCAGGGUUACAAGUUUGGUUUCGAGUACCACAAGGACGUGAUCCGGUUGUUCGAGCAGCGCAUCAUGGACCAGAAGGACAGCGGUGCUUACACGGUUGAUCUGGCACUGGGCAUUAUUUCCUAUGCCAAGAUGUGGAUGCACUUCGUGAUGGAACGCUGCGAACGAGGUCGUGGCAUGCGUCCCCGUUGGGCCUUCCAGGGCCUCGAGUUCCUUAUUCUUGCCUGCGAUCCGCAGAUCACCCAGCACCUGGACGAGCACCAGUUCGAGGAGCUCAAACAGCAAAUGGACCGCUGUAUAUCGCACGUAAUUGGCAUCACCUCGGAGCCGGAGAAGGUGGCCAAAAAGAAAGCUUCGCCACGCACGAGAAAGACCUCCUCACCGGCCACCUCACGCUCGAGAACACCAACCCGAACUCCUAUGUCUGCGGGAGUCGUCCUGAACCCAAACACACCGCCACUUCAGUCGCCGCCGUAUAACAAACUUCUGCACCCGCAGUUUAGCUUAAAAGAGGACAUGCUUCAGCAGUCUGGAAACACCUAUAGCUCCAUAGAUAGCACCGACUACGUAGACACGCCCUGUCAAAGAAGUCCCAACGGAGAGCUCCGAUUACUUGUUCCCCAAACGCCGCCCACACCGGCCUCUUCCGGAAAAGGCAGCAUCGAGAGUACCCCCUUGGCUUUGCGGCAGGAACGGGUGAGAGAUGCGGUAAACCGUCUGGACUUGGAUCUGGAGGAGAGGUUACGGGAGCGCAGGCUCAUAGGCCAAGUGAAGGCCCUAAACUCCACCGACAAGGUGCACAUAAGGGCACGUAGUGUCAACUUCAGGUGGCAUCGCGGAAUCAAGAUUGGUCAGGGCCGGUUCGGCAAGGUCUAUACGGCUGUUAACAACAACUCGGGCGAGCUGAUGGCCAUGAAGGAGAUCGCCAUCCAGCCGGGAGAGACGCGCGCCCUGAAGAACGUGGCCGAGGAGCUAAAGAUUCUCGAAGGCAUCAAGCAUAAAAAUCUGGUGCGUUACUACGGCAUUGAGGUGCACCGCGAAGAGUUGCUCAUCUUCAUGGAGCUGUGCUCUGAGGGAACUCUGGAAUCGCUAGUAGAGUUAACCGGAGGUCUGCCGGAGGCCUUGGCCCGACGGUUUACCGCCCAGCUACUGUCCGGUGUGGCCGAGCUCCACAAGCACGGAAUCGUGCAUCGCGACAUCAAGACUGCGAACAUCUUCCUGGUCGACGGCAGCAACAGCCUGAAGCUGGGUGACUUUGGAUCGGCGGUAAAGAUCCAGGCCCACACCACGGUGCCUGGGGAACUGCAGGGCUACGUGGGCACACAGGCCUACAUGGCGCCGGAGGUGUUUACCAAGACGAACAGUGACGGACAUGGCCGAGCAGCCGAUAUCUGGUCGGUGGGCUGCGUGGUGGUGGAGAUGGCCUCGGGCAAGCGUCCUUGGGCCCAGUUUGAUUCCAAUUUCCAGAUCAUGUUCAAGGUGGGCAUGGGCGAGAAGCCGCAAGCUCCGGAGAGCCUCUCUCAAGAGGGACACGACUUUAUUGACCACUGUUUGCAGCACGAUCCCAAGCAGCGUUUAACGGCCGUGGAGCUUCUGGAGCAGAACUUUUGCAAGUAUGGCCGAGACGAGUGCAGCAGCGAGCAGUUGCAAGUGCAGGUGCGCGGCUCCUUCCGGCGGAAUGUGGCAACCAGCUAAUUUUGGCCACGGUGCUUAAAUAUCGAACACCUCCGUUUGUUUUAUUGACCACACCCGUACAUAUGACCCAAGCAUAUGCACACCGGUGGGCAGUUAUGUCUAGUGUCUAGUUUAUGUGAAUGUCAUCGCCUAGUUUUAUGUUGGACAUUAUAUAACCCGUAUGAAGUAAACACAACAAACACACCUUA
Molecule: messenger RNA, 5224 nt
Organism: Drosophila bipectinata
Lineage: Eukaryota; Metazoa; Arthropoda; Insecta; Diptera; Drosophilidae
Gene: Mekk1
Product: mitogen-activated protein kinase kinase kinase 4
Biological process (GO): MAPK cascade; protein phosphorylation
Molecular function (GO): protein kinase activity; ATP binding
Source: RefSeq, a predicted model, not a curated record